Phragmites australis (common reed) is the source of this 1378-nucleotide messenger RNA. RefSeq lists its product as uncharacterized. Gene Ontology annotation, biological process: protein phosphorylation. Gene Ontology annotation, cellular component: chloroplast. The record is from RefSeq and is a predicted model, not a curated record. NCBI's taxonomy places the organism in Eukaryota, Viridiplantae, Streptophyta, Magnoliopsida, Poales, Poaceae. Gene Ontology annotation, molecular function: ATP binding; protein kinase activity. The transcript is spliced from 12 exons. Bases 72 to 1307 code for a protein of 411 amino acids.
AAGCGUCUGCUGCCUAUCCCCAAACACAACACUGUCAGUUUUGCGGCGCUGAGGGAACCCCGUCAGUUACGAUGCUGAAGGCUCUCCCCGCGCGCUUCCUCGCCUCACCGGAGCCCGGUGGAUGGCGCCGGCGACCCCGCCGACGGUCGCUACAGCCGGUUUCUGCGCGGCUCAUGACCAACCCUGCUUACUUCGAGGUGGGCAAGUUCUUGGGUGGCUAUGGCUUCAUGAACAUCACAAGUUACUCUUCUCAAUUUGGAGAACCUUCAAAUAUCGCUGGUAUUGAAGAGCUUGGUCUCGGAUAUUCACCAGAAGAGGUUGAGCGAUUGAGGGUCCAAGAUGUUGGAGAAGGAGAAGUGAAGAUUAGACUUUAUGAGGGAAGAGUUGUUCAAGGUCCAUUGAAGGGCAUACAAGCUGUAUUUAAGGUAUACCCUGGAGCGCGUGCUGGUUCUUCUGAAGCUGAUUUGAUGGCACUGAAUGAGCUAAGGACACAUGCAUUGCUUCAGAGUGAUGCUAGCGACAUCUGUGAGAACAUUCAAUUUCUUUUAGGCGCCUUUGAGACAGCAACUGGAGAGCAGUGGCUUGCCUUCCGGGAUGACGGAAGAUAUAGUGCUGCAGACUAUGCGAAAGUAACCAGUGAAAGGCAAUUGAAGGAGCAAUCUGGAGGCCUACCAUUUUGGAACCCUUUCGAUCGAGCAUACAAAUUGGAACAAAGGAGAUACUUUGUUCUCAAGCUGCUUAAUGGUGCUAUGAGUGGCCUCGUCCACAUGCACAAUCAUGAUAGACUGCACCAAAGCCUUGGACCUUCUUCUGUUGUUCUCAACACUGUAGUGGAGAAAGAGGCACGGUAUUUAAUUCCAAGGCUGCGAGAUUUGGCAUUUUCUGUUGACAUUGAGUAUUCAUUUGUUGGAGCUGGAGCAUUGUCGAACGGACUGUGGCAUCGAGCAUCUGCUGCUGGAGCAUCAACUCCUUUGGAGAAGCGAGCCUUUGGAAUAGCUGAUGACAUUUAUGGAGCUGGGCUGCUUGUUGCAUACAUGGCAUUUAUUCCAUUUUGCGAAGCAGGCAUUACAGAUGGUAUUUCGUUGCAGAGACUUUUGGAGAACACCUUCCGGCUCGACAUUUAUGCUGCAAGAGAGUAUUUUCUGGCAGAUGAUCGGUUGUCAGAAGCAGUAAAUUUUCUAGAUUUAGGGGAUGGUGCUGGCUGGGAGUUGCUGCAGGCAAUGCUUAAUCCCGAUUACCGCAAGCGACCGAUCGCCGAGGCUGUACUGAACCAUAGGUUUAUGACUGGGUCCGUCUUAUGGAACUAGUAAUGAGCAACUUGUUUUUAAACUAAAUAUACAAGAAAUUGGUUGAGCUAAGAGCUGAUAAAUGUCUUGAA